This is a messenger RNA of Branchiostoma belcheri (Belcher's lancelet), 1797 nucleotides long. RefSeq names its product nucleoporin Nup43-like. Gene Ontology annotation, molecular function: protein binding. The record is from RefSeq and is a predicted model, not a curated record. NCBI's taxonomy places the organism in Eukaryota, Metazoa, Chordata, Leptocardii, Amphioxiformes, Branchiostomatidae. The transcript has 8 exons. Gene Ontology annotation, cellular component: nuclear pore outer ring. Bases 40 to 1170 code for a protein of 376 amino acids.
AGAGGUCCCGGAUGUUGGCGGCAAGUCUCUAAAUUCAAAAUGGCGGAAUGCAUCGCAGAAUUUGUUUCCGAAAAAGUAAAUAAGAUUCGGUGGCGGCCGCAGGGUCCACAGGCACUUCAGCAGUCUGACGUCUUCGUGUCAGGAAGCUGGGAUAAUGAGGAGAACAGAGUUCGGCUUUGGCACCUGCCGAACACGCCGGCAAAGACAGAGGGCGCUUCUGCAAAAGGCCAGCUCCCGGCCAGGUCUGCUGAGCCCAGACUGGUGUGUGAGGUGCCGCACCGGGGGGAUGUGAAAGACCUCAAGUUCCUGGAUUAUGACAAAAUCCUGGCAGCCUCUUCAGCAGGGAACGUUACUUUGUACAAACAUCAUCACAACUCACAGACUCUGUCAGUUGGUCAAACGUGGGAGAGUCUACACCACCACAACGGACACGGCUGUCCCUGUACAGGCCUGGCCGCCACCUUACCCGACAUUGUCACUGUCGGGGAGGACGGGCGCAUCAACGUAGUCAGGCUGGAUCACAGGGCACCCAUCAGAACUAUAGACAAUGCAGACAGCUGUACCCUGAAUGCCGUGUCCCUUAAAGCAUUUGAAGUCAUCACAGUUAACUCUACUGGCCAGCUGAAGGUGUUUGACCUCAGACGACCCAGCUCAGAACCAACCAGAAUAUUUUUACUGUCAGGUGACCGCAUCCCGCUGCACUGUCUAGACAAACAUCCUGGCCAGCCGCACAUCGUGGCGACGGGAGGUCAGGACGGGUCACUGUACAUGUGGGACCUGCGGCAGGAGAGACACCCCGUGUCAGUCAUGGACGCUCACGCAUGGGACAUGUGGGAGGUGCUGUUCCACCCCACCCACCCUGACCACCUGUUCAGCUGCUCCCAGGACGGCUCCCUCUGGCACUGGGAUGUCUCCAUGGCAACGGCCACACCCCUCGCCAUGGCAACACCAACAGCAAGCACACCGUUCCCGUCCCGUGCGCCGGCCGCCAGUCAGGCCCAGUCCAGCCCCUGGCUUCUGGCCAACACAGGGAAACAGAAGGUGGAGGUGUCCAGUCUCCUGCCGGACAACAUCAUGUCGGUCAACUCCCUGGACAUCGUGGGCAGGAACGUGGUGUGUGGGACGGACGCAGAGGCCAUCUACGUCAUCAGGAACAUCAACAUUCGCUGACAGAACCUUUUCUACAUCAAGUCAACUUCAAGUCUGGGUACCAAAUUCCCGUAUACAAAAUCCGGAUGGUACCCAGGCUAAACUUCAAGGACAUUUGUAAAGCAUUGCAUUGGUCCUGAAGCAGGUUUCAAUGUAAUUUCCAACAGAAAAUAACAGUAGCUAAAUACAGUCUCAAAAUCAAGAAACGUGCACAGGAGCCCCAGAAACCUAUCGGCUUUUCUUGGGCCCUCCCUCGCUUUCCGCUAUCAUGCUUGGUUGACAAAAAGUUGCCAAUCUUGUUGGCAGGGGUGUGACCAGUGUUUGGAAGUAAAAGACUACAUGUCAGUAAGUUUCCACAAGUACACAGAAGUGGGCCUGCUAUUCUUGAUCCAAAUGAAUGCAGAGAUAAACGUCAGCCCUAUCACCAAGCACACCUGGUCAUUUUCAUCAACAAAAUCCAAAACGUUCAUCAUACAUUUUGAGAUAUCAUUGUCCUGAUUUGAUUGUCUGAAGAGAGCCAAGAUACAAAUGUAGGGAAUAGCAGAAAAUCUACUGUAAGAUGUACAUGUAUCUUUCGUAGUCUUACCUACAAGGAAUCUCAUUACUUGUACAGUAUGUUUUCUAUAACUUAAUAAUAAAACUCCUAUA